AUGACUUUCACUUCCCAUAGCAGAUCACAGUCCAGCAGUUCUCUGGGCUUAGUGAACACGUCAUCCGGAGUUGCAUUGCGACACCGCCGAAGCGACUCCAAACAUGGAACUCCGACGUCGAGCACUUUUGCCCCGUCUUUUAUCAGGGAGGAAGAGUUGAGAGGAUCAAGUCCGGAUGUUGUCAAUGGUAUUGAGGGAGAAAAUGACUUCUCAGGGAAGCGAUACGUGUGGCUUAAAGAUCCACAGCAAGCUUUUGUCAAGGGCUGGGUGGUUAAAGAGUUGGAUGACGAUCGUAUCAAGAUUCAGACAGAUGAUGGAACACAACGAGAUGUGGACGCCGAUAGCGUCGAUAAGGUGAACCCGGCCAAGUUCGAUAAGGCCAACGAUAUGGCCGAGUUGACUCACUUGAACGAAGCGUCGGUUGUUCACAACCUUCAAGCGAGAUACCAGUCUGAUCUGAUAUAUACCUACUCUGGGCUUUUUCUCGGCGUCAACCCUUACUGUCCUUUACCCAUAUACAACAAUGAAUAUAUAAACAUAUACAGGGGACGGGGUCGGGAGGACACAAGACCACAUAUAUUCGCCGUGGCGAACGAAACCUUUAGAAACCUAGUUGAGGAAGGGCGAAAUCAAAGCAUCUUGGUCACGGGAGUCGGUGCCGGUAAGACGGAAAACACGAAAAAGGUUAUCCAGUAUCUUGCUGCUGUCGCUCAGCCGGAGACGAGCUCGAAAAUCAAGACGCAGCGCUCAAGCCUAUCCCAACAGAUUCUGCGGGCCAACCCUAUACUUGAAGCCUUCGGGAAUGCCCAGACUGUCCGAAAUAAUAACUCGUCGAGAUUCGGAAAGUUCAUACGCAUUGAAUUCAAUCGGGACGGGGCAAUCACGGGGGCUUUUAUCGACUGGUAUCUACUCGAGAAAUCGAGAGUGGUCCGCGUCAAUCCCCAUGAGCGAAACUACCACGUGUUUUACCAACUCCUGAAAGGCGCCAACGAUCGCACCAAACAAGAACUUCUACUCGAAGGACUCGGUGUCCACGACUUCACGUACACUCGAAAUUGUCACGAUAGUAUAGCUGGUGUGUCUGAAAAAGACGAAUGGGACUCGCUCAUUGAUGCUUUUGAUGUCAUGGGCUUUUCGGAAGACGAGCAACUCUCAAUACUGCGAACUGUCGCGGCCGUGCUGCACCUCGGGAACAUUGAUGCUAUCAGAGAAAGCCGAGCUGCCGAUCAAGCACGUCUGGCCCCAACGGCAAAAGAGCAGGUAGUCAAGGUCUCCAGACUGCUCGGUGUUCCAUUGGAGCCAUUUCUUCAAAGCCUACUUCAUCCCAAAGUCAAAGCCGGCCGUGAAUGGGUUGAAAAGGUACAAAGCCCGGAGCAAGUACGUUUGAGCCUCGAUGCGUUGUCCAAGGGCAUCUACGAACGCGGAUUUGGGGAUCUCGUUUCUCGAAUCAAUAAGCAGCUUGAUCGCAAUGGAAAGGGCCUAGACGACUCGUACUUCAUCGGCGUUCUCGACAUCGCAGGCUUCGAGAUCUUCGAGGCGAACAGUUUUGAGCAGCUAUGCAUCAACUACACGAAUGAGAAAUUGCAGCAAUUUUUCAAUCAUCACAUGUUUGUUCUCGAGCAGGAAGAAUAUGCCCGGGAAAAGAUUGAGUGGCAAUUCAUCGACUUUGGGCGAGAUCUGCAACCUACUAUCGACCUGAUCGAGCUUUCGAACCCUAUUGGCAUAUUUUCUUGUCUCGAUGAGGACUGCGUUAUGCCUAGAGCGACGGACGCGUCGUUUACGGACAAGCUCAACUCCUUAUGGGGCAAAAAGUCGGUUAAGUAUCGCCCUUCGCGGCUUGGACAGGGCUUUGUUCUUACCCACUACGCGGCUGAAGUCGAAUACGCGACCGACGGAUGGCUGGAAAAUAAAGAUCCGAUGAAUGAUAAUGUCACGCGACUUCUCGCCUCGUCUUCUGAUAAGCAUAUAGCCGCUCUCUUCACUGACUGUGCCGAUGUCGACGAAUAUAGCAAUUGCGGGAAAAGCCGCGUCAAAAAAGCUUUCCGUACAGUUGCUCAGCGUCACAAGGAGCAGCUUCACAGCCUCAUGGCCCAACUUCAUUCCACGCACCCUCACUUCGUACGUUAUCUGCCGAAUCAUAAAAGCGGCCUAAGCAGUUCAAAUCUCCUAGUCCUGGAUCAGCUCCGCUGCAACGGCGUUCUUGAAGGCAUUCGCAUUGCACGAACUGGCUUCCCCAACCGGCUUCCGUUCACGGAAUUUCGGCAGCGAUACGAGAUGCUCUGUUUGAAAAUGCCCAAGGGAUACUUAGAAGGUCAGGCGAUGGCGACGCUGAUGUUGGAGAAGCUGGACCUCGAUAAGGCUCUCUACCGCGUCGGUCUCACAAAGGUGUUUUUCAGGGCCGGCGUCCUCGCAGAACUGGAAGAGAAGCGCGACGCUCUGAUAACUAAAAUAAUGACUCGCUUUCAGUCGAUGGCCAGAGGAUACAUGAAAAGACGCUCAGUCUACAAGAAGCUUUUUCGAACCGAAGCGACACAAAUAAUCCAGAGAAACUUCCACGUCUAUCUUGAUCUUGCUGAGAACCCAUGGUGGCAGCUCAUAGUCAAGAUGAAACCUUUGCUCAGUACAACCCAGACUGCCACCGAAGUCAAGCGAUGCGACGCCAUUAUUAAGAAGCUCACCGACAAUAUGCGUGCCGAGACCGAGAACCGACAAAAGGCUGAAGAGGAAAGGAGGAACUGUCACUCCGAGAUGAUGCGGAUUCAGCAAACCCUAGAGAGCGAGCGCGCUUUGGCACUUGACAAGGAAGAAAUAUUUAAGAGGCUCCAGACUCAUGAGGCUGAGCUAGAAAAAAAGCUUUGCGGUGCCCUCGAGGAUCAGGAAAGGCUAGACGACCAGCUUGAUGAUCUUAUGCAAGCUAAAAAUCGGGCAGAGCGAGAAGUGGAAAUGUACCGCACGCAGCUCGAGCAAGCUGCAACGCUCAUCGCUAAACUCGAGGAAGAAAAACGUCAGCUGUUCGCCAAGUCUGCGGAACUUGAAAAUGCGGUUCGAGAAAUUUCACAGAGACAGUCUGAGCGUAGCGAAAAAGAGGCAGCCCUGGAAGACGAGUUGCAAGUCUUACAGAGCCGGCUUGCAGUGAAAAAGCAAAAGGCACGUGAAAUGGAAAAUCGACUGCUCCAGGCUGAUCAAACCUUUGAGGUAAAGCUGCACGCGGCCCACAAGGACUUGGAUUCGACCAAAGUGCGUGAGGUUUUGCUCAAGCAAGACAAUGACAAGCUUCAACAACAACUCAUGCAGUUGUCGAAGACUUCGACCGACUACGAGGAUCUCGUCCGCAACAAAGAAAGCGAGCUUGCCCUUUUGCGGAGUGACAAGCGAAAAUUUUACGCGGAUCUAAGGUCAUUGGAGGAUCAAAAAAAGGUGCUGGCGGACGAGAAGGAGAAGACUACCCUCAGGUUUCGGGAUGUCCAAGCCGAACUCACUGUGAUGAGGUCCAAAAUGCAGCUAGAGCGCGAGGCUGAAGAGGCUAAAAACCUACUCGAGGCACGACUGUCUGAGGAUGCCCAAGCCGACGAAAACCGAACCCUUCUCAAGUCUCAGAUCAAGGAUUUAAAGGAAGAACUUUUCAAAACACAGCGGGACUUAAGCCGAGAGCGUCAGUCUCGCGAUGACGUGCUCCUCCUGGGCGAACACAAGUAUCAGUCUCUCCAGGAGGAGUUUGAAAGACUAAACGAGUCCAAUAUCAUUGAAAAAGAACUCUAUGCUCAAGACACCCUGAGACGGACCACGGAGGCUCGUGCCACGGUAGAGAAAGAACGAGAUGAGGCUCGGGACGAGAUUCGACGACUACGCGUUGCGAAAACUCAGGCCGAGGAGGCCCGCCUCCAGGCCGAGUUAGCCGGUGAGAAGCAAGCGUCCAAGGUAGCACGAGAAAGAGAGGAAAGUCUCCGCAAGGACCUGGAGGCGGCUCAAGACCGGCUACGAUGGUUUGAGGAUGAAUGCGGCAAGCUCAACCGCCAGAUCGAAGAGCUCAGCAAACUGCUCUUGUCUGCAGGGGAGUUUGGCCUCAAGAACGAUCAGGUCAAAGAACGGAUGGAACAGGAGCUCAGCACGGUCAAAAGUCGACUGGCAGCCUCAGAAAAUGACAACCGCGCACUCUUGAAUAAGCUGCAGCAGAAAGGACUUGAAAUCGCCCGGUCGGCCUCGCGGGCUACCGAAGCUUCUCGAAGCCAUGUGCUCUCCGCUCAACGGGAAAAGGCUCGGUUAGAGGAGCAUAACUCGAAGCUCAACAAGCAGCUCGGCGAUGCGCAGAUGACCAUCGCCUCGUUGGAGAAGAAGGCUGAGAAGUUGCAACUCAACCUCGAAGAUCUCAACCACGAGGUGGCCCGGGAAGCCCAGAGCAGCCGAAACGCUGAAAAGGCAUCAUCGGGCUUCACUGUCCAGCUUGCCGAAGCCAACCGGACGAUCGAUUCAGAGCGUAAACAGCGCGCGCAGGCUCAAAGCACGAUUCGCUCCAUGCAGGCCUCGCUCGAAUCGCGGGAUAAGGAGCUUGAGGAGCUACGGGCGCAGAUGCUGAGCGCUCUCAGGACAGUCGAUCCGGAAGUUCAUAUCCCACAGGCGGUGGAUGAAUGCGGCGAGAAGGCACUGCUCAGAAACUUUGACCUUGUGCGAAAGGUUGAAGAGCCGCAAAAGCUACGGGCUCAGACGGUGGCGAGGAGGAAUGCCGAAAGCCAGUUGACGGAAAUGCGAGCUUCGCGCAACGAUACACCGAGCCGACCCAAGCUGGAGGAGAUUCACUUCAAUGAAACUCCCCGUAGCAAUGGCUCUCCGACGCAGGCGCGAACGGCGCGAGGAGGCGGCCGUCACACGUCAAACGAGGCAUCAACGCCGACUCGACGCGUCCCGGACUCGGAUUUGCAGGGACCGACGUGUCCGGACAAGGCGGUCGACUCGAUCGGCGUCAACGGCCGAACGGACGUCAAGAGCGAAGUCGAGGAGCUCCAUAAUCAGCUUCAGCUCGCGCAAAUGCAAAACCGACAGCUGCAAUACCGGCUUGACCGGAGCUCGCCGGGUCCGAGCGGCUACGAGGAGCAGAGUCCGUCGCUACGGCGCAUGCAGAAGCUCGAAAAAGUGAACAGCCGCCUCCACGACAUGCUAGAUGACUCGUUCAAGAAGGUAUCGGCUCUGGAGAAGAACAUUCGCACCGGCGAGUUGUCAAUGAGGGACAUCCAAACGCGAUCGCACGAAGAGAUUCUCGAUGUCCUCAACAGCCAGGAAGAAUCUCGGCGAUCCUUACUUCACAGUCACAAGGAUGCAGUGGCCGAGCUGACCGAAGUCAAAUCUCAUUUCGACAAGAUGCGGCACGAUCGGGCCAAAGCGGAUGUUGAACUGAGAGAUUCUCGGUCAGACCUGCAAGAGAUGACGCUGGCGCGCGAACAGGAGGCUCAGAGCCGCAGCCAGCUUCUGCAGGAAUACACGGAUCUGCAGAUCCGGUUGGAUGCCGAGUCGUCCAAGCUGGCAGAUGUCACGUCGAGCCUCGACAUGUACAAGAGCAGAGCAGAUGAGUACUUUAGCAAGCUAGAGCAGGCCGAAAUUGCCGUCCUCAGGGCGAACCGGGCCGAACAGUUCGCCAAGUCGCAAGUGAGGGAGGCCGAGGACACAUAUGCCGAGGUCAUGGCCGAGCGGCAGAAGAUGAAUGCCGCCAUCGAGGAGGCCCAGCGUCAGAACCAGCGACUGGAAGAGAGGGUGGAAGAUUUAUCGACUGACCUGGAGUCGGUGACACAGGCCAAGAAGAGGCUGCAGCAUGAGCUGGAGGACUACCGGAGCCAGAGGGCCAUGGACAUUGAAGACAAAGAGUCGAGCAUGGAGCAGACGCGCAAAAAGUAUCAAACGGAAUUCGCGACGCUCACCAAAGAACUUGAUCUUGCGCGUGAGGAGAAGCUUUACAAGCAGGCGGAGAUUUCGCGGCUGCGCGAGGAGCUGGACGAGUUGCGGUCCAAGUGGGACGACGAGGUCCUCAACAGCUCGACUUGGUCAAAAGAAAAGGCCCGACUGGAGUCGAUGCUGGCAGACGUGGCGUCGUGGCGCGACGAGGCCGCUCAUGCGCACAACGAGGCCCAGGGCAAGGUGGUGGCACUACUGUCGCAGGUGCGCACGCUCCGGUGUUCGGUGGACGAGAUGACAUCAGAGCGCGACUUGCUGCUCCGCGAGAAGCGCAGCGUCGAGUCCCGACUGGAGGAGGCCAAGGCGGGCCUGGAGGAGCUGGCCAAGGGCGAAAGCCCUUCGCUGCGUGACGCGGCCGCUAUGGACAAGGAGCUGUUAGACCUAAAGUCGAACCUGGCACACCAGGAGGACAUCGCGACGGUGGCAGUGGAGCGGAUGCGCCGCGCCGAGGCGCUGACAUCAGAGAUGCAGAAGGACAUUGCGACAGAACGCGACGCCAGCGCGGAGCUGCAGCGACAGAAGGCGACGCUGGAGAAGAGCUUGAACGAGGCACAGCUCAGGCUGGUGGAUCUAGAGACCAAGGGCUACUCGAGCGCCAGCCAGGACAUCAAGUUCCUGCACAGGCGAAUUCAGGAGCUCGAAGUGCAGCUGGAGACCCAAGAGACGGAACGCAGCAGGUCGCAGCGGUCCAUCCGCAACGUCGACCGCGUCGUCAAGGAUCUGCAGAGCCAGGUGGAUCGCAAGGAAAAGCAGAACUCGCAGCUGUCCGAAGACGUGGGACGCAUGCGCGACAAGGUGGACAAGUUACUGAAGACGAUCAACGACCUACAGGCGUCCGAGUCUACGACCCAGCUGUUGGCCCGGCGCGCCGAGCGUGAGCUGCGUGAGGAGAAGGAGACGACUUUGCGGCUGGAGCGCGAGCUGCAAGACUGGAAGGGGCUCAAGGUGUCUGGCAACGGCGGCGGCAGCGUUCCGGGCAGUUUACGCGGGCGCACGCCAAUGCUGCCGCCUACGUCGUUAUCAUCCAAGGCUACGGGCGAGGCCGACGAAGCAGCACCUCCAUCGACUGUGGACACGGCGCUGAGUAGGAGCAGCAUAAGCAGGUCGCCCAGCCUGACCAAGGGUUUUCUUUGAGAGAAUCGAUCUCUUCUCCAU
Messenger RNA from Nilaparvata lugens (brown planthopper), 7095 nucleotides. Its product is annotated as myosin type-2 heavy chain 1-like. Gene Ontology annotation, molecular function: microfilament motor activity; actin filament binding; ATP binding. The record is from RefSeq and is a predicted model, not a curated record. Gene Ontology annotation, cellular component: actin cytoskeleton; vesicle; cytoplasm. Lineage: Eukaryota; Metazoa; Arthropoda; Insecta; Hemiptera; Delphacidae. Gene Ontology annotation, biological process: actin filament organization; vesicle transport along actin filament.